Messenger RNA from Coregonus sp. 'balchen', 16021 nucleotides. The record is from the annotation of a GenBank genome assembly. NCBI's taxonomy places the organism in Eukaryota, Metazoa, Chordata, Actinopteri, Salmoniformes, Salmonidae.
AUGGCAGGCCAGACAGUAUCCAUGAAGGAACCAGUAUGUCUGAUUGAGAACGACAGUGAUGGGAAGCUGCGUGUGGUCCGCAGUGCACUGGACAUCCUGGACCAGAUUGACCAGCAUGUGGUAGUGGUGGCGGUGGUCGGGCUGUACCGCACCGGUAAGUCCUACCUCAUGAACAAGCUGGCUGGGGAGAGGAAAGGUGAACCACUCAAGCAUUUUUUAAACUAUGGUCCAAAGUCCAAACAAUAUACAUAACAAUAUGCAUGACCUCAACACUGUUAUAUGAUUAUGUAUUAGAUCAUUAUUUCUCAUAACAGAAAGUGUUAUGUGUACAGCAUGUCUAUAUGUACUGCAGUUGACAUUCAGGGUUCGAGAGACAUUAGAUAGGUCGCACCAAAGUACAGAUUUGUCCUGUUCUGACCAUAUUACGCUUUGACGGUUAUUUCUCUCACAAAAUUGGGAAUUUUAAUGCAUCCUAUUAUUGCAUUGUGGAAACUAGUUAGUUUCUCUUUCAGUUUUACACUAUGAAGUACAACCAGUUUAUUACAGCAACAGUCAGAGCCAGUCAUUUCAUUAAAGCCCUUGAUUUGGAAGAACAUGACUUCUGGAAUAACCCAAUGAGAACUUUAGUAAUUCAUAUUUGAAGACGUUAAGGUGAGUUUUGUAAGUACCCAGUACCAAAGUCUACAGUUUUGUUCUAGCCUCUGCCGAGUCCCCAACAAUCGGAUGUUCCGGUGUUCAGGGAAAAUGGAAAGGGAGCCUGUGAUGCGACUUCUGCUUCUGCUCCAUCUUAACUCCUCCUCCACAUUUACUGGAUUGGUUGAACAGUGCAGAAGAGAUCUCCUGACAAGUUAUUUUUUCUUAUCAAGACCAGUACGUACGGGUUCUACACUGAACAGAAAUAUAAACACAACAUGUAAAGUGUUGGUCCCAUGUUUCAUGAGCUGAAAUAAAAAAUCCCCAAAUUUCUCUCAAAUUUGGUGCAUACAUUUGUUUACUUCCUGUUAGUGAGCAUUUCUCCUUUGCCAAGAUAAUCCAUCCACCUGACAGGUGUGGCAUAUCAAGAAGCUGAUUAAACAGCAUGAUCACUACACAGGUGCACCUUGUGCUGGGGACAAUAAAAGGCCACUCAAAUGUGUAGUUGUCACACAACACAAUUCCACAGAUGUCUCAAGUUGAGGGAGUGUGAAAUUUGCAUGAUGAUGGCAGUUAUGUCCACCAGAGCUUUUGCCAAAGAAUUGAAUGGUCAUUUUUCUACCAUAAGCUGCCUCCAACGUCGUUUUAGAGAAUUAGUACGUCCAACCGGCCUCACAUCCGCAGACCACGUAUAUGGCGUUGUGUGGGCGAGCGGUUUGCUGAUGUCAACGUUCUGAACAGAGUGCCCCAUGGUGGGGUUACGGUAUGGCCGAGCAUAAGCUACGGACAAAGAACACAGUUGCAUUUUAUCGAUGGCAAUUUGAAUGCCCAGAGAUACCGUGCGGAGAUCUUGACUCCCAUUGUUGUGCCAUUCAUCCGCCGCUAUCACCUCAUGUUUCAGCAUAAUGCACGGCCCCAUGUCGCAAGGAUCUGUACCCCAGGAGGCUGCUGAGGGGAGAAUGGCUCACAAUAAUGGCUAGAACGGAGCAAAUGGAAUGGCAUCAAACACCUGGAAACCAUGUUUGAUGUAUAUGGUACCAUUCCGCUCCAGUAAUUAACACAAGCCCGUUCUCCCCAAAUAAGGUGCCACCAACCUCCUGUGAUCUGUACACAAUUCCUGAAAGCUGAAAAUGUCCCAGUUCUUUCAUGGCCUGCAUACUCAACAGACAUGUCACCCAUUGAGCAUGUUUGGGAUGCCCUGGAUCUACGUGUACGACAACGUGUUCCAGUUCCCGCCAAUAACCAGCAACUUCGCACAGCCAUUGAAGAGGAGUGGGACAAUGUUCCACAGGCCACAAUCAACAGCCUGAUCAACUCAAUGCGAAGGAGAUGUCGCGCUGCAUGAGGCAAAUGGUGGUCACACCAGAUACUGACUGGUUUUCUGAUUCACGCCCCUACUUUUUUUUGAAGGUAUCUGUGACCAACAGAUGCAUAUCUGCAUUCCCCAGUCAUGUGAAAUCCAUAGAUUAGGGCCUAUUGAAUUUUUCAAUUGACUGAUUUCCUUAUCUGAACUGUAACUCAGUAAAAUAUUUUAAAUUGUUGCAUGUUGCAUUUAUAUUUUUGUUCAGUAUAGUUUCAGGCAUUUGCUUUUACACCUGCUACUUUAGGUUAGUUAUAUCCUGACCAGAUGUUCUAGGUUGGUUCUGUGGAUAUAUGGAGAGUGGAAAAAUAAAUUCCAUACAUGACCUGUGACGCAUCUUGUUAUUGCACUGGCUACUAGAUUCACGUUCAGUCUGUCAGCAUGAUAUAUAAUUUAAAAAGGUUCAUCUGAAAACCAGCUGUCUUGAGUAAACACUUCAUAUCCAGCUGCCUCUUUACAGAUUUCUUAUUUUAUUUUAAUGUCCUAAGAACAGUUUUUAUCCUCUGUCCUCAAGGUUUUGCCCUUGGAGCCACCAUCCAGUCCAAAACUAAGGGCAUCUGGAUGUGGUGUGUGCCUCAUCCUGAAAAAAGAGACCACACCCUGGUGCUGCUGGAUACAGAGGGGCUGGGGGAUGUGGAGAAGGUGGGAGGUCAAAGUUCACUCUGUCAACACAUUUCGAAACAUUACAUUUAGCAUAAGCAUCUACUGGAUUGAGUUAAUUAAUCUCUUUUUAUACAAUAAGGAAAUAUUGAUCCUGAAUCCUGAAAUACAAUACCUUGGAUGAUAAUAUUGGUAGAUACUGAUAUUUUGUGGUCUUGAUGAGAUGACAGAAUACAGCGUAACUACUGUAGGAUUCUGCAUACUGCUUUGUUUUUCAAAUAGGGAAAGUCCCAUGUUAUCUCAAUGGACAGUGUCCAGUACUGAUAACAGAUUUCAUUACCUGUAAUGUAAGAUGUAUAUUACUGUACGUCUGGGGCUGGCAGUUAAUGCACAAUCUAAUGUUUGUAAUGUGGACCCAUCGUAUGGUGAAGCUCAAAAGAGAUUAUAUAUAUAUAUAUAUAUAUAUAUAUAUAUAUAUAUAUAUAUAUAUGCAUGCAAGGUGGGAAAGUACGUCACAUUUGUGGGUUGCUGACCUCAUACUGUAUAUGGCUGAUUUAACUAAAUGGUUGUUGGCUCAACAAAGUAACUAUGUUUACUGAAAAUACUGGAGCAGUGUCUUGUCCAAAAAAUAUUGUACUGAUGUACACUGUGGACAUACAUAAAGCAGGUUAAAAACAUACAGCUGAGGCUUAUUGUAGAGUUUAAACAAAUGUCAUGCUGUAACAUAAAACAAGUUAAAAACACACAGCAAAGUAAUGGCUUGUUCUAGAAUUGUAACAAACUUAAUGCUGGAUUUUCCUCACUGACUUAAUUUCACUCUAGUAUGAACAGAAUACCAAUGUGUUCCUUCUGUUGUGUCUGCAGGGUGAUGAGGAGAAUGACAACUGGAUCUUUUCCCUGGCUGUCCUGCUCAGCAGUACUCUGGUGUACAACAGCCUGGGAACCAUCGACAACAACGCCCUGGAGAAACUACAGUAUCCUUCAGCAGGCCAGCAGCUGGCCUAUAAACAAAUGUAGAUCUAUCAUUCUAAUUUGGUUAGAGGAAAUUUCCACAAUCACACAAUCAGAGUAAGGAUAAAUCCUUUCUGAUUCUUUGAGUCAGACACCAGUUUAAAAUACAGUGCAGUGUUAUGUUUGUAGUGCUGAGCGAUUAACCAAAAUGUUGGUUAUAUUUAGGUUUUUAAACAACUAAUUGACAGACAUCGGUUCAAUUAAUUGAAUUCCAUUUCUUUCGUUUUUUUCUGUGAGCUCGAUGUGCAGUUUCUGUAGAGAUAAAUCAGAUCAAGCCUGAACUGUGCGACGAAGUAGGGAGUUGUAGUUUCCUACAGGCCAAUAUUCUACAUAAUUUAGCGCAGAAAACGUGGUAAUUGACUACAAUGACCAUAAUCCAUUGCGCGCCCGCUUAAACUUGUCCGGUCUGUGCAGCGCAGAGAGAAGAGAGAACGUGUGAACUGCGCGAGCUUGAAAAUACAUGAUCUAAGUGACUGAUAGUUGGUAUUCAGCAGUCAUAAAAGUAUGCCUUAUUUACUUUGAAGAACUACUAAAAUAGUGAUUUUUUUCAGACAGCACAGGCAGCAGCUCUAUAGAGAUGAGAUGAUAACUUGGAAUGAAAUAAUAAAACAAAUAUUUUAUUAAUGUACUGUGAAUAAAUGAUGGUUAAUAAGUGAUAAGCUGUAAUAGGCAGUCACUACCACCAUGGGACUUUUAUUAAUUGUUUAUUCUGUGUUACAGUAUUCAACCCAUAUAGUGCAUUUUAAUGUCUAAACAAAUUUAUCGAAAACAUGAUUAUUUUUAAAAUAAUCGAACAGAAACCGAACAGACCUCAAAAAGCGCUAAUUGCUCAGCACUAUACUGUAUGUUAGUAUAUCUGGUUUCAUUUAGUCCUCAACACCACCCUUUUCAGCUAUGUGACAGAACUGACAGAGCACAUCAAGGUGAAGUCCAACCAGCGAGACGGGGAGGAAUCUUCAGAGUACCUGCGUUACUUUCCUUCCUUUGUGUGGACAGUCAGAGAUUUCACCCUGACCCUGGAGGUUGAUGGAAGACGCAUCACAGCCAAUGAGUACCUGGAGAACGCUCUUAAACUGAAAACAGGCGAGAAUUCUAACUAGCACAUAACUGGAUUGAUGAUAGUAAAUAUGAAUGUAUGAAUACAUACAUCAAAUAUUGUUGCGCACAUAAAAGUAGUUAAUUUAGGCUUAUAUGCAUAUUUUUCAAGGUCAAAGGUUCAGCAGUACAACCUGCCUCGUAGCUGCCUGCGGAACUAUUUCUCUCCUCGCUGGUGCUUUGUGUUUGAGAGGCCAGCCAGCAGAGACAAAAUGAGACGUAUGGAGGAGCUGACCGAUGCUGACCUGGAGCCCUCCUUUGUGGAGCAAGCCAAGGAGUUCUGUGAUCACGUCUUCAAGGAGGCCAAGACCAAGACCCUGAAACAGGGCCUGAAAGUUACCGGCAGACGUGAGUAUAAUUAUUAUAAUACAACAAAUAUACUACAGUACAACAGCUGAUACUACAACCACCAGUGCCACCACUACUACCAAUACUACUACUACUACUACUACCACCAGCACCACUACAACUACUACCAUUUCCUUUACUACUUCUACAAGUAAUACUACUAUUUAUACUACUUCCAUCCAUACUACAUCCAUCACUACCACAACUAUACACUGAGUGUGCAACACAUUAGGAACACCUUCCUAAUAUUGAGUUGCACCACCUUUUGCCAUCAGAACAGCCUCAAUUCGUCAGGGCAUGGACUCUACAAGGUGUCAAAAAGCGUUCCACAGGGAUGCUGGCCCAUGUUGACUCCAAUGCUUCCCACAGACUGGCCAAUAAAAAUAAAAGAUUAAGAUGGGCAGUCUGAGAUAUGGCUUUUUCUUUGCAACUCUGCCUAGAAGGUCAGCAUCCCGGAGUCGCCUCUUCACUGUUGACGUUGAGACUGGUGUUUUGAAGCUGCCAGUUGAGGACCUGUGAGAGGCGCCUGUUUCUCAAACUAGACACUAAUGUAUUUGUCAUCUUGCUCAGUUGUGCACCGGGGCCUCCCACUCCUCUAUCUAUUCUGGUAAGAGCCAGUUUGUGCUGUUCUGUGAAGGUUGUAGUACACAGCGGUGUACGAGUGUUAUGUGAAUUAUUAAACAAACUAUUUCAGUGUCUCUGUGCGUCUCCCAAAAGGUUGUAAGUCUUUUGGGAUUUAAGUAACGGACAGAGUCCCGAUCUGCAUAGUCAGAGAUCUUUAUUCAUUAAGAAUUCUGCCAUCACAAUUUCAGAGUCCAUCUUUUAUACUCAUACAAGAAAAUCCCUCCCCUCUGUAGGCGGGCUGUAGUUUUCCACUCUAAAACUGCUCUCCUGACCAUCAGUUCACACACACACACACACACACAUAUACACACAUGCAUACACACAUACAUACACACACACACAUACAUCCACACACACACACACACGCAUACACACACACAUACAUCCACAAACACAUGCAUACACACUUUCUUAUCAUAGCCUGCAUUCCUCAGUUAUUGCCGUUCUCACAAUAUUCUGCACCAUGUUUUCAUACUCAUUAAAAAGCCUAACAGUUUCUCUACUCCCUAAAUUCCUCAGUUAUCAGUUGCCUGUAGGCAGUUCUCCUUGUCCUUUGUUGUCUGGCCUAACUCUUACUCACAUUGCUAAAUAGUGGCUCAAUGCCAUAGUCUUUACUGGUCCUACACUCACACAUUUCUAACACAUUAUACACAGUUUCAGGGUGUAAUAAUUAGUCAUUAAUAAUUAAUCUAUCAACGAGAUCUUCAGUUUCUUCGCAAUUUCUCACAUAGAAUAGCCUUCAUUUCUCAGAACAAGAAUAGACUGAUGAGUUUCAGAAGAAAGUUAUUUGUUUCUGGCCAUUUUGAGCCUGUAGUCGAACCCACAAUUGCUGAUGCUCCAGAUACUCAACUAAUCUCAAGAAGGCCAGUUUUAUUGCUUCUUUAAUCAGCACAACAGCUUUCAGCUGUGCUAACAUAAUAUCAAAGGGUUUUCUAAUGAUCAAUUAGCCUUUUAAAAUGAUAAACUUGGCUUAGCAAACACAACGUGCCAUUGGAACACCGGACUGAUGGUUGCUGAUAAUGGGCCUCUGUACGCCUAUGUAGAUAUUCCAUUAAAAAUCAGCCGUUUCCAGCUACAAUAUCCAUUUACAACAUUAACAAUGUCUACACUGUAUUUCUGAUCAAUUUGACAUUAUUUUAAUGGACAAAAAAAUUACUUUCUUUUCGAAAACAAGGACAUUUCUAAGUGACCCCAAACUUUUGAACGGUAGUGUACAUAUGUGUGUGUGUGUGUAUGUACAGUGGGGAGAACAAGUAUUUGAUACACUGACGAUUUUGCAGGUUUUCCUACUUACAAAGCAUGUAGAGGUCUGUAAUUUUUAUCAUAGGUACACUUCAACUGUGAGAGGAAUCUAAAACAAAAAUCCAGAAAAUCACAUUGUAUGAUUUUUAAGUAAUUCAUUUGCAUUUUAUUGCAUGACAUAACUAUUUGAUACAUGAGAAAAGCAUAACUUAAUAUUUGGUACAGAAACCUCUGUUUGCAAUUACAGAGAUCAUACUUUUCCUGUAGGUCUUGACCAGGUUUGCACACACUGCAGCAGGGAUUUUGGCCCACUCCUCCAUACAGACCUUCUCCAGAUCCUUCAGGUUUCGGGGCUGUCGCUGGGCAAUACGGACUUUCAGCUCCCUCCAAAGAUUUUCUAUUGGGUUCAGAUCUGGAGACUGGCUAGGCCACUCCAGGACCUUGAGAUGCUUCUUACGGAGCCACUCCUUAGUUGCCCUGGCUGUGUGUUUCGGGUCGUUGUCAUGCUGGAAGACCCAGCCACGACCCAUCUUCAAUGCUCUUACUGAGGGAAGGAGGUUGUUGGCCAAGAUCUCGCGAUACAUGGCCCCAUCCAUCCUCCCCUCAAUACGGUGCAGUCGUCCUGUCCCCUUUUCAGAAAAGCAUCCCCUAAGAAUGAUGUUUCCACCUCCAUGCUUCAGGGUUGGGAUGGUGUUCUUGGGGUUGUACUCAUCCUUCUUCUUCCUCCAAACACGGCGAGUGGAGGUUAGACCAAAAAGCUCUAUUUUUGUCUCAUCAGACCACAUGACCUUCUCCCAUUCCUUCUCUGGAUCGUCCAGAUGGUCAUUGGGAAACUUCAGAUGGGCCUGGACAUGCGCUGGCUUGAGCAGGGGGACCUUGCGUGCGCUGCAGGAUUUUAAUCCAUGACAGCGUAGUGUGUUACUAAUGGUUUUCUUUGAGACUGUGGUCCCAGCUCUCUUCAGGUCAUUGACCAGGUCCUGCCGUGUAGUUCUGGGCUGAUCCCUCACCUUCCUCAUGAUCAUUGAUGCCCCACGAGGUGAGAUCUUGCAUGGAGCCCCAGACAGAGGGUGAUUGACCGUCAUCUUGAACUUCUUCCAUUUUCUAAUAAUUGCGCCAACAGUUGUUGCCUUCUCACCAAGCUUCUUGCCUAUUGUCCUGUAGCCCAUCCCAGCCUUGUGCAGGUCUACAAUUUCAUCCCUGAUGUCGUUACACAGCUCUCUGGUCUUGGCCAUUGUGGAGAGGUUGGAGUCGGUUUGAUUGAGUGUAUGGACAGGUGUCUUUUAUACAGGUAACGAGUUCAAACAGGGGCAGUUAAUACAGGUAAUGAGUGGAGAACAGGAGGGCUUCUUAAAAAAAACUAACAGGUCUGUGAGAGCCGGAAUUCUUACUGGUUGGUAGGUGAUCAAAUACGUAUGUCAUGCAAUAAAAUGCAAAUUAAUUACAAAAAAAUCAUACAAUGUGAUUUUCUGGAUUUUUGUUUUAGAUUCCGUCUCUCACAGUUGAAGUGUACCUAUAAUAAAAAUUACAGACCUCUACAUGCUUUGUAAGUAGGAAAACCUGCAGAAUCGGUAGUGUAUCAAAUACUUGUUCUCCCCACUGUAUGUGUAUGUAUGUAUGUAUGUAUGUAUGUAUGUAUGUAUGCAUGUACAGUGAGGGAAAAAAGUAUUUGAUCCCCUGCUGAUUUUGUACGUUUGCCCACUGACAAAGACAUGAUCAGUCUAUAAUUUUAAUAGUAGGUUUAUUUGAACAGUGAGAGACAGAAUAACAACAAAAAAAAUCCAUAAAAACGUAUGUCAUAAAUAUUAUCAAUUGAUUUGCAUUUUAAUGAGGGAAAUAAGUAUUUGACCCCUCUGCAAAACAUGAUUUAGUACUUGGUGGCAAAACCCUUGUUGGCAAUCACAGAUGUCAGACGUUUCUUGUAGUUGGCCACCAGGUUUUCUCAGGAGGGAUUUUGUCCCACUCCUCUUUGCAGAUCUUCUCCAAGUCAUUAAGGUUUUGAGCAUGACGUUUCGCAACUCGAACCUUCAGCUCCCUCCACAGGCUUUCUAUGGGAUUAAGGUCUGGAGACUGGCUAGGCCACUCCAGGACCUUAAUAUGCUUCUUCUUGAGCCACUCCUUUGUUGCCUUGGCCGUGUGUUUUGGGUAAUUGUCAUGCUGGAAUACCCAUCCACGACCCAUUUUCAAUGCCCUGGCUGAGGGAAGGAGGUUCUCACCUAAGAUUUGACGGUACAUGGCCCGUCCAUCGUCCCUUUGAUGCGGUGAAGUUGUCCUGUCCCCUUAGCAGAAAAACACCCCCAAAGCAUAAUGUUUCCACCUCCAUGUUUGACAGUGGGGAUGGUGUUCUUGGGGUCAUAGGCAGCAUUCAUCCUCCUCCAAACACGGCGAGUUGAGUUGAUGCCAAAGAGCUCGAUUUUAGUCUCAUCUGACCACAACACUUUCACCCAGUUCUCCUCUGAAUCAUUCAGAUGUUAAUUGGCAAACUUCAGACGGGCCUGUAUAUGUGCUUUCUUGAGCAGGGGGACCUUGCGGGCGCUGCAGGAUUUCAGUCCUUCACGGCGUAGUGUGUUACCAAUAGUUUUCUUGGUGACUAUGGUCCCAGCUGCCUUGAGAUCAUUGACAAGAUCCUCCCGUGUAGUUCUGAGCUGAUUCCUCACCGUUCUCAUGAUCAUUGUAACUCCACGAGGUGGUAUCUUGCAUGGAGCCCCAGGCCGAGGGAGAUUGUCAGUUCUUUUGUGUUUCUUCCAUUUGCGAAUAAUCGCACCAACUGUUGUCACCUUCUCACCAAGCUGCUUGGCGAUGGUCUUGUAGCCCAUUCCAGCCUUGUGUAGGUCUACAAUCUUGUCCCUGACAUCCUUGGAGAGCUCUUUGGUCUUGGCCAUGGUGGAGAGUUUGGAAUCUGAUUGAUUGAUUGCUUCUGUGGACAGGUGUCUUUUAUACAGGUAACAAACUGAGAUUAGGAGCACUCCCUUUAAGAGUGUGCUCCUAAUCUCAGCUUGUUACCUGUAUAAAAGACACCUGGGAGCCAGAAAUCUUUCUGAUUGAGAGGGGGUCAAAUACUUAUUUCUCUCAUUAAAAUGCAAAUAAAUUUAUAACUUUUUUGACAUGCGUUUUUCUGGAUUUUUUUGUUGUUAUUUUGUCUCUCACUGUUCAAAUAAACCUACCAUUAAAAUUAUAGACUGAUCAUUUCUUUGUCAGUGGGCAAACGUACAAAAUCAGCAGGGGAUCAAAUACUUUUUUCCCUCACUGUAUGUAUGUAUGUAUGUAUGUAUGUAUGUAUGUAUGUAUGUAUGUAUGUAUGUAUGUAUGUAUGUAUGUAUGUACAGUGGGGAAAAAAAGUAUUUAGUCAGCCACCAAUUGUGCAAGUUCUCCCACUUAAAAAGAUGAGAGAGGCCUGUAAUCUUCAUCAUAGGUACACGUCAACUAUGACAUACAAAAUGAGAAAAAAAAAUCCAGAAAAUCACAUUGUAGGAUUUUUAAUGAAUUUAUUUGCAAAUUAUGGUGGAAAAUAAGUAUUUGGUCAAUAACAAAAGUUUCUCAAUACUUUGUUAUAUAACCUUUGUUGGCAAUGACACAGGUCAAACGUUUUAUGUAUGUCUUCACAAGGUUUUCACACACUGUUGCUGGUAUUUUGGCCCAUUCCUCCAUGCAGAUCUCCUCUAGAGCAGUGAUGUUUUGGGGCUGUCGCUGGGCAACACGGACUUCCAACUCCCUCCAAAGAUUUUCUAUGGGGUUGAGAUCUGGAGACUGGCUAGGCCACUCCAGGACCUUGAAAUGCUUCUUACGAAGCCACUCCUUCGUUGCCUGGGCGGUGUGUUUGGGAUCAUUGUCAUGCUGAAAGACCCAGCCACGUUUCAUCUUCAAUGCCCUUGCUGAUGGAAGGAGGUUUUCACUCAAAAUCUCACGAUACAUGGCCCCAUUCAUUCUUUCCUUUACACGGAUCAGUCGUCCUGGUCCCUUUGCAGAAAAACAGCCCCAAAGCAUGAUGUUUCCGCCCCUAUGCUUCACAGUAGGUAUGGUGUUUUUUGGAUGCAACUCAGCAUUCUUUGUCCUCCAAACACGACGAACCAAAAAGUUAUAUUUUGGUUUCAUCUGACCAUAUGACAUUCUCCCAAUCCUCUUCUGGAUCAUCCAAAUGCACACUAGCAAACUUCAGAUGGGACUGGACAAUUACUGGCUUAAGCAGGGGGACACAUCUGGCACUGCAGGAUUUGAGUCCCUGGCGGCGUAGUGUGUUACUGAUGGUAGGCUUUGUUACUUUGGUCCCAGCUCUCUGCAGGUCAUUCACUAGGUCCCCCCGUGUGGUUCUGGGAUUUUUGCUCACCGUUCUUGUGAUCAUUUUGACCCCACGGGGUGAGAUCUUGCGUGGAGCCCCAGAUCGAGGGAGAUUAUCAGUGGUCUUGUAUGUCUUCCAUUUCCUAAUAAAUGCUCCCACAGUUGAUUUCUUCAAACCAAGCUGCUUACCUAUUGCAGAUUCAGUCUUCCCAGCCUGGUGCAGGUCUACAAUUCUGUUUCGGGUGUCCUUUGACAGCUCUUUGGUCUUGGCCCUAGUGGAGUUUGGAGUGUGACUGUUUGAGGUUGUGGACAGGUGUCUUUUAUACUGAUAACAAGUUCAAACAGGUGCCAUUAAUACAGGUAACGAGUGGAGGACAGAGGAGCCUCUUAAAGAAGAAGUUACAGGUCUGUGAGAGCCAGAAAUCUUGCUUGUUUGUAGGUGACCAAAUACUUAUUUUCCAACAUAAUUUGCAAAUAAAUUCAUAUAAAUUUUUACAAUGUGAUUUUCUGGAUAAUUUUUUCUCAAUUUGUCUGUCAUAGUUGACGUGUACCUAUGAUGAAAAUUACAGGCCUCUCUCAUCUUUUUAAGUGGGAGAACUUGCACAAUUGGUGGCUGACUAAAUACUUUUUUCCCCCACUGUAUGUAUGUAUAUAUAUAUAUAUAUAUAUAUACAUAUACACACACACACACACACACACACACACACACACAUAUAUAUAUAUAUAUAUAUAUAUAUAUAUAUAUAUAUAUAUAUAUAUAUAUAUAUAUAUAUAUAUAUAUAUAUAUAUAUAUAUAUAUAUGUGUGUGUGUGUGUAUACAGUGCAUUCGGAAAGUAUUCAGAACCCUUCCCUUUUUCCACAGUUUAUGUUGCAGCCUUUUUCUAAAAUGGAUUAAAUAUAUUUUUUUCCUCAUCAAUCUACACACAAUGCCCCCCAAUGACAAAGCGAAAACAGGUUUAGACAUUUUUGCUAAUGUAUAAAAAAUAAAAACAGAUCUUAUUUACAUACGUAGUCAGACCCUUUGCUAUGAUACUCGAAAUUGAGCUCAGGUGCAUCCUGUUUCCAUUGAUCAUCCUUGAGAUGUUUCUACAACUUGAUAUGAGUCCACCUGUGGAAAUUAAAUUGAUUGGACUUGAUUUGGAAAGGCACACACUUGUCUAUAUAAGGUCCCACAGUUGACAGUGCAUGUCAGAGCAAAAACCAAGCCAUGAGGUCAAAGGAAUUGUCUGUGGAGCUCCGAGACAGGAUUUUGUCGAGGCACAGAUUUGGGGAAGGGCUCCAAAAAAUUUCUGCAGCAUUGAAGGUCCCCAAGAACACAGUGGCCUCCAUCAUGCUAAAUAUGGAAGAAGUUUGGAACCACCAAGACUCUUCCUAGAGCUGGCGGCCCAGCCAAACUAAGCAAUCGGGGGAGAAGGGCCUUGGUCAGGGAGGUGACCAAGAACCUGAUGGUCACUCUGACAGAGCUCCUGAGUUCCUCUGUGGAGAUGGAAGAACCUUCCAGAAGGACAACCAUCUCUGCAGCACUACACCAAUCAGGUCUUUAUGGUAGAGUGGCCAGACGGAAGCCACUCCUCAGUAAAAGGCACAAGACAGCCCGCUUGGAGUUUGCCAAAAGGCACCUAAAGGACUCUCAGACCAUGAGAUACAAGAUUCUCUGGUCUGAUGAAACCAAGAUUCAACUCUUUGGCCUGAAUGUCAAGCGUCACGUCUGGAGGAAACCUGGCACCAUCCCUACUGUGAAGGUUCACCUUCCAACAGGACAACGACCCUAAGCACACAGCCAAGACAACGCAGGAGUGGCUUCGGGACAAGUCUCUUAAUGUCCUUGAAAUGCACAGCCAGAGCCCGGAUUUGAACCCAAUCGAACAUCUAUGGAGAGACCUGAAAAUAGCUGUGCAUCGACGCUCCCCAUCCAACCUGACAGAGAGCUUGACAGGAUCUGCAGAGAAGAAUGGGAGAAACUCCCCAAAUACAGGUGUGCCAAGCUUGUGGCGUCAUACCCAAGAAGACUCGGGGCUGUAAUCGCUGCCAAAAGUGCUUCAACAAAGUACUGAGUAAAGGGUCUGAAUACUUAUGUAAAUGUAAUUUCAGUUUAGUUUUUUAUAUAUUUGCAAAAAAAUCUAAAAACCUGUUUUUGCUUUGUUAUUAAGGGGUAUUGUGUGUAGAGUGAUGAGGGAAAAAAACAAUUAAAUCCAUUUUAGAAUAAGGCUAACGUAACAAAAUGUGGAAAAAGUCAAAGGGUCUGAAUACUUUCCGAAUGCACUGUAUAUAAGUCAGUCAGUGUCCAGUUUAUUAGGUAUGCCCAUCAGGAACCGGGUUGGACCCCCAAUUUUAUCCAGAACAGCCUGAAUUCUUCUGGGCAUGGAUUCUACAAAGUGUCGCGUUCAAACUUUGCACAAUUGGUAUCAAGGGACCCCAACGUCUGCCAGGAAAACAUUCCCCUAACCAUUAGACCCCACCCCCACCAGCCUAAACCGUUGACACCAGGCAGGAUGGGACUUAUGCUGCUUACGCCAAAUCCUGACUAUGCCAUCAGCAUGACGCAACAGGAACCGGAAUUCGUCGGACCAGGCAAUGUUUUUCCACUUCUCAAUUGUCCAGUGGAGUUGCUUAUUUUUGGUUUUAGCUGAUAGGAGUAGAAUCCAGUGCGGUCAUCUGAUGCAAUAGCCAAUCCGUGACAAGGACCAACGAGUUGUUAGUUCCGAAAUGCCGUUCCGCACACCACUAUUUUACUGCGCCGUUAUUUGCCUGUUUAUGGCCUGCCUGUUAGCUUGCUCGUUUCUUGCCAUUCUCCUUCGACCUCUCUCAUCAACAAGCUUUUUUCGCCCACAGGACUGCCACUGACUGCAUGUUUUUUGUUUGUCGCACCAUUCUCGGCAAACCCUAGACACUGUCGUACGUGAAAUGCCCAGGAAGCCGGACGUUUCUGAGAUACUGGAACCGGCGCGCCUUGCACAGACGAUCAUACCACGCUAAAAGUUGCUUAGGUCACUCGUUUUGCCCAUUCUAACGUUCAAUUGAACAGUAACUGAAUGCCUCGAUGUCUGCCUGCUUUAUAUAGCAAGUCACAGCAAACGUGACGCACUGUCUGUAGGAGCAAACUAUUUUCGUGAACCUAAUAAACCUGCCACUGAGUGUAUAUAUGCAGAUUCCGCUUGCUCACUCACUCACACACUCUCUCCCUCUCUCUCCUGCAGUGCUGGGGAACCUGGCAGAGACAUAUGUGUCUGCCAUCCGGAGCGGGCAGAUCCCCUGCCUGGACAAUGCUGUGGUGGCGCUGGCCCAGAUAGAGAACUCCAGCGCCAUCGAGAGGGCCAGGGCCCACUACCAGAGGGGCAUGGCUGACUGGGUGGCCUACCCCACAGACACCCAAGAGGAGCUGUCUGAAGUGCAUGCUGUCAUGGAGAAGGAGGCUGUGGCCAUAUUCAUCAACAGCUCCUUUAAAUAUGAGGACCAGAAGUACCAGUUGGAGCUCAUGGUAUGGGAGUGUAGAUUCUAUAUUCAAUGAGUCAAUAUUAAAUUCAAUGAUACAUGUAUUUAACAAGAUUAGGUUAAUUUGUAUUUUGGGUGAACUAUCCCUUUAUGGUACCAUUUUAUUACCUCAACUCAACCAAGACAUUCUGGUUCAUUCUGGUACAUUCUGAACCAACCUCUUUCUGUAGAAAGUGCUUCAGGAGGAGUACGAGAAGAUCUGUGAGAGGAACUACAAGGAGUCCCAGAAGGCAUGUGAGUCCAAAAUCGAAUGCAUCUUUGCCCCCAUGGAGGAGCAAAUAAGGGAUGGCUCCUACAUGACCCCUGGAGGAUACAAAGUGUACUGCAACGACCUGAAACUGGCCACCAGCGAAUACAGAUCUGAGGGAGGCAGGGGAGUGAAGGUAUGUUGGAGGUGGUGCUUCAGCUAUUUUAGGACAGUAUGCAAUUAUCAUGUUUUGUGGAUGCUGUUUAAAGGAGUUAUGAAUGGACUGAUGUGAUGUUGAAAGUUAAACAUUGUAUGUGGUUGUUCAAGGCUAAAGAUGUACUGAAGGAGUACUUGGAAAGGAAGGCAAGCAUUGGUCAGGCCAUCCUGUCAGCAGACCAGUCCCUCACUGAAGCUGAGCAGAGAGCAGAAGGUGAUAUAAUAAAUAUGUAACUAACAUCUGCCAAAUCAGUGUGCUACAAGGACAAUACACAUGUCCUGACGACAACAUUCUAAUGACCACCACAUGAAGGCUUACCUCUCACUCUCUUUCCCUCAGUCUCUCUCUGUCACACAUACUCUCUUCCUCUUUAGCCGAGGAAGCAAGAAGGGAGGCAUCUGAGCGGGAGAAUCGCGCCAUGGAGGAGCAGCUGGUAGUCUAGGAGAGGUUGAGAGCGGACCAGCUGAGGACAUAUGAGGAAAAUGUGAACCAGUUGAUGGACAGGAUGGAGAGAGACAGCAGAAAUGCCGUCGCAGAGCACGAUAGAGUUCUGCAGGCCAGACUCAAGGUAGGAACCAAAAACACAAACAUUGAGAAGUACACUUUAAAACUACAGUAACUGUAGUAAUACGAUGUGUGUCUGAUGUGUACACUGCAUUUGUCAGGUAUACACUAUGUCUGAUGUACUGUAUGUUACAAACUGUAUUUGUCAUUUCAGGAGCAGAGUGACCUCCUCCAGCAAGGAUUUGAUGACAAAGCAAGCCAAAUGCAAAGAGAGAUAGAUGCCCUUAAGGAUGCGAAGGCACAAGAGGAAGAGAAUAGGCCGUCAUUCAUUAGCAAGGCUCUGGAUACUGUUGGGACUGCAGCUACAAUGUUCCUACCAGGAAUAUUCCCCAAACUUGAAGGAAUGGCUGUGAAAUUCUUUUCAAAGUUGUUCUGA